AUGGCAUCUUCAACCUCAAUAUUCUAUCUUCUCACAAUGCUAUUGUUAUCAGUGACAGAAAUGGCUUUGGCGACCAAAAAGACUUACAUAGUUCACAUGAAACACAACCACAAUGCUUAUGAUUCUAUGUCUAUGUUCUCUUCCAUUCUCCAAUCUACUUCUGAUUCCAUACUAUAUACCUACACUACCUCUUACAACGGUUUCGCUGUUUUUCUUGAUACUCAACAAGCGCAAACAUUGCGUGGUUCUGAUAAUGUUCUGGGGGUGUACGAAGAUACACUGUACGAGCUACACACUACCCGCACCCCUGAGUUUUUGGGUUUGCUUCAAAUUCAAACCCAUUCUCAGUAUCUUCAUCAACCUUCAUACGAUGUUGUUAUCGGUGUUCUUGACACUGGCGUUUGGCCAGAAUCACAGAGCUUUCAUGAUUCUGAAAUGCCACCAAUCCCAUCUCGAUGGCGUGGAGAGUGUGAGUCUGCACCAGAUUUCGAUUCUUCUCUUUGUAACAAAAAGCUUAUCGGUGCCAGAAGCUUCUCCAAGGGCUAUCUCAUGGCUGCUAACGGAGGUGGUAGAAAGAAAACAGUUGACCUUGUUUCACCUCGCGACAGAGAAGGACACGGUACUCAUACUGCCACAACCGCCGCUGGCUCCGCCGUUGCUAAUGCUACUCUUCUCGGUUAUGCUACCGGUACAGCACGUGGUAUGGCACCUCAGGCGCGUGUUGCUACUUAUAAAGUUUGCUGGAGUGACGGUUGUUUUGCCUCUGACAUACUUGCUGGUAUAGAUCAGGCGAUUCAAGACGGUGUUGAUGUUCUAUCGAUUUCCAUCGGCGGUGCUUCCUCCACUCCUUACUACUUUGACACCGUCGCAAUCGGAGCCUUUACGGCGGUGGAGAAGGGGAUAUUCGUUUCGUGUUCAGCGGGGAAUACUGGACCUCGGAGUGGUUCGUUAUCGAAUGUAGCUCCGUGGAUCAUGACCGUCGGAGCAGGGACGCUAGAUCGGGAUUUCCCAGCUUACGCUACAAUCGGAAACGGAAAAAGAUUCUCCGGCGUUUCGCUUUACAGUGGAGAAGGAAUGGGAGACGAACCGGUUAGUUUGGUUUAUUUCAACGAACGGUUCAAUUCAUCCAGCAGCAUAUGUAUGCCCGGUUCACUUGACCCGGAAAUCGUACGCGGGAAAGUGGUAGUUUGUGAUAGAGGUGUGAACUCACGUGUUGAAAAAGGCACAGUGGUGAGCAUCGCCGGCGGAGUUGGGAUGAUUCUGGCAAACACGGCGUCGAGCGGCGAGGGAUUGGUCGCUGACAGUCACUUAGUGCCUGCCGUAGCUGUGGGAAAAAACGAAGGCGAUGAGAUUAGAGAAUACGCAUCGUUGGAUCGUAAUCCAACGGCUGUCCUUAGUUUCGGUGGAACUGUAUUGAACGUGAGACCUUCGCCCGUGGUAGCAUCUUUCAGCUCUCGUGGGCCCAACGGUGUGACUCCUCAAAUUCUCAAACCAGAUGUUAUUGGACCUGGCGUCAACAUCUUAGCUGGAUGGACCGGUGCUGUUGGGCCCUCGGGCUCACAAGAUAGUCGCAAAACCCAAUUCAACAUCAUGUCUGGUACAUCAAUGUCAUGUCCGCACAUAAGUGGAGUAGCUGCGUUGCUGAAAGCGGCGCAUCCAGAUUGGAGUCCAAGUGCCAUCAAAUCAGCUUUGAUGACAACAGCAUACACACAUGACAACACUGAGUCUCCUCUAAGGGAUGCAACUGGAGAGGCUUUAUCCACACCAUGGGCUUAUGGGGCCGGUCAUGUCAACCCACAAAAGGCCCUAUCUCCUGGUCUUGUUUAUGAUUUAGACACCAACGAUUACAUACCAUUCUUGUGCUCCUUAAACUACACACUUGACCAUGUGAAACUCAUUGUCAAGCGUCCUAAUGUUAAUUGUUCCAACUCUUUGUCUGAUCCUGGUGAACUCAAUUACCCAUCAUUUUCCGUUGUUUUUGGAAACAAUAGUGUUGUUGUUCAAUAUAAGCGUACAUUAACUAACGUUGGGGAGACAGAAUCCGUUUAUGAUGUGGCCGUUACUGGACCAUCCACGGUGGGGAUAACGGUGAGUCCUACAAAGCUUGUGUUUCAACAAGUUGGAGAAAGGCAAACAUAUACGGUGAACUUUGUCUCCAACAAAGAUACUUUUGAUGAUUUGGGUACGUCUGAAUUUGGCAGUAUUACAUGGAGCAACAAACGACAUCAAGUUAGGAGCCCAGUUGCUUUUACAUGGACCAAUUUAUGA
This is a messenger RNA of Vicia faba (fava bean), 2268 nucleotides long. NCBI's taxonomy places the organism in Eukaryota, Viridiplantae, Streptophyta, Magnoliopsida, Fabales, Fabaceae. The record is from the annotation of a GenBank genome assembly.